AUGAAUUUAUCAGAUGAUAAUACCUUUGGAAACGGACUUUUAUACGUUGGAUUUAAUCAAGACCAAGGUUGUUUUGCGUGCGGAACAGAGAAUGGAUUUCGGGUGUUCAAUAGCGACCCACUUAAAGAGAAAGAGCGACAGAAUUUUGCUCAAGGCGGACUUUCUUACGUUGAAAUGUUAUUCAGAUGCAAUUAUAUGGCCUUAGUAGGUGGUGGUAAAACCCCCGUGUAUCCUCCGAAUCGUGUUAUAAUAUGGGACGAUUUAAAGAAAGAUUCAGCAAUAUCUCUCGAUUUCAACAGUCCUGUAAAAGCCGUAAAACUAAGAAGAGACCGUAUUGUUGUUGUAUUAGAGAACUUGAUCAAGGUGUACACAUUCACGGCUCAGCCACAAUUGCUGCAUGUGUUUGAAACCUGUCAAAACACACGAGGUCUGUGUGUUGUAUGCCCUAACAGCAAUAAUGCUCUACUUGCUUAUCCAAGUCGUAAAACAGGGCAUGUUCAGUUAGUAGAACUAAGUAGUCAUGCAGGCCCAAGUACAGCACCAGAAGGGCACCUUAUAACAGCUCAUGAAGCACCACUCAGCUGCCUGGCCCUCAAUGUUGGUGGUACCAGACUAGCCACAGCUUCUACUAAAGGCACACUUAUCAGAGUAUUUGAUACAGUUACUGGACAGAAACUGGCUGAAUUAAGGAGAGGGGCACAUCAGGCCAUAAUUUACUGCAUAAACUUUAAUCACUCUAGCACCAACUUAUGUGUUACAUCAGAUCAUGGCACUGUCCAUGUAUUCAGCCUUGAAGAUGAAAAACUUAACAAGCAGUCAAGCCUGGCAACCGUCAAUUUCUUGCCUAAAUAUUUUUCAAGCAAUUGGAGUUUUUGCAAAUUUACUAUACCAAAUGGGCCCCCGUGCAUCUGUGCAUUUGGAGUUGACAAAAGUUCCAUUAUUGUGAUCUGUGCCGAUGGAUCUUACUACAAGUAUAAAUUUAAUGAAAAAGGCGAAUGCACAAGAGAUGUAUACGCUCAGUUCCUCGAAACUUCAGAAGAUAGAUAA
Molecule: messenger RNA, 1047 nt
Organism: Arctia plantaginis
Lineage: Eukaryota; Metazoa; Arthropoda; Insecta; Lepidoptera; Erebidae
Source: the annotation of a GenBank genome assembly